This is a messenger RNA of Limanda limanda (common dab), 2364 nucleotides long. It is a transcript of the gene ptbp1a, whose product is annotated as polypyrimidine tract binding protein 1a. The coding region runs from base 56 to 1792 and encodes 578 amino acids. Gene Ontology annotation, molecular function: mRNA binding. Gene Ontology annotation, cellular component: nucleus. Gene Ontology annotation, biological process: mRNA processing; regulation of cell differentiation; regulation of RNA splicing. The transcript has 16 exons. The record is from RefSeq and is a predicted model, not a curated record. NCBI's taxonomy places the organism in Eukaryota, Metazoa, Chordata, Actinopteri, Pleuronectiformes, Pleuronectidae.
CAAGCAUCUGCGCCGCCCCGUCUUCUUCUCAGACCUGCAGUUUGUUUCUUGUGCAAUGGACGGCCGCCUAGACGCUGACUUGUACCCUCUGGGAUCCGGCUACGUCCCUGAAAUCGAGAGUGUCCAUGACAUAUCAGUUGGCACAAAGAGGGGAUCCGACGAACUCUUUUCUUCCUGCAUAUCCAACGGACCCUAUAUCAUGAACGCAGCCAAUGGCAACGACAGCAAAAAAUUCAAAGGUGACGUCCGCAGCCCUGGUGUUCCGUCACGUGUGGUCCACGUACGCAAGCUUCCCAAUGACAUAAACGAGGCCGAAGUUAUUGGCCUGGGAUUGCCCUUUGGGAAGGUCACCAAUCUGCUGAUGCUGAAAGGGAAGAACCAGGCGUUCUUGGAACUGAACAGCGAAGAGUGUGCACAGACGAUGGUGAGCUACUACUCCUCUGUCACUCCCGUCAUCAGAAGCCACCCCAUCUACAUGCAAUACUCGACCCACAAGGAGCUCAAGACGGACAACUCUCCCAACCAAGUGCGUGCGCAGGCCGCUCUGCAGGCAGUCAAUGCUCUGCACGGUGGUGGCAUGGGAGGCAUGGCCAUUGCCACAGAUCCAGCGGCCAUGGGACAGGCAGGGGGUCAAAGCCCUGUUCUCCGAGUCAUCGUGGAAAACCUCUUCUACCCCGUCACGCUGGAUGUCCUACACCAGAUUUUCUCCAAGUUCGGUACAGUGCUGAAGAUCAUCACUUUCACUAAGAACAACCAGUUCCAGGCUCUGAUCCAAUACGCCGAUGGCAUGACAGCUCAGCAUUCUAAACUGUCUCUGGAUGGACAGAACAUCUACAACGCCUGCUGUACCUUGAGAAUUAGCUUCUCCAAGCUGACCAGCCUCAAUGUCAAGUACAACAACGAUAAGAGCAGAGACUACACUCGACCAGACCUCCCAACUGCAGAUUCACAGCAAUCUCUUGAUCACCAGACCAUGGCCGCCGCUGCAUUUGCUGCUCCAGGAUUAAUCUCGGCCUCUCCUUAUGGUGGCGCUCACGCCUUCCCCCCAGCCUUUGCCAUCCAACAAGGUCAGUUUCCAGGUCUGUCCAUGCCUGGAAUGCCUGGUGCCCUGGCGUCCCUGGGUAUGAGUCACGGUGGCAUGGCAGCCGCCGCUGCAGCCGCCAGCAGGCUCGGCCUGUCAGGCCUCACUGCCACUGGGGGACACAAUGUCAUGCUGGUCAGCAACCUGAACCCUGAGAGCGUUACGCCACACUGCCUCUUUAUUCUUUUCGGUGUGUAUGGCGACGUGAUGCGGGUGAAGAUCCUGUUCAAUAAGAAGGAGAAUGCUCUGAUCCAGAUGUCUGAUGGCACACAGGCCCAGCUAGCUAUGAGCCACCUGAACGGCCAGCGGCUGCACGGCCGAGCCAUGCGUGUGACGCUGUCCAAGCACACCACAGUGCAGCUGCCCAGAGAGGGCCACGAGGAGCAGGGCCUCACGAAGGACUACAGCAACUCACCGCUGCAUCGCUUCAAGAAGCCUGGCUCCAAAAAUUACUCCAACAUCUUCCCACCCUCUGCAACACUCCACCUCUCCAACAUUCCGCCUUCAGUGGUGGAGGAUGACCUCAGGAGACUGUUUGCCAGCUCAGGAGCAACAGUCAAAGCAUUCAAGUUCUUUCAAAAAGACCGCAAAAUGGCCCUGAUCCAGAUGGGCUCAGUCGAGGAGGCAAUCGAGUGCCUCAUCGAGUUCCACAACCACGAUCUUGGAGAGAACCAUCACCUUCGAGUGUCCUUCUCCAAAUCCACCAUCUGAGUGCCUUCCCUUCCUCCCUCCAAAUCUGCUGCCACUUGAACGCUACUUCUCUCAAGUUCGCCUUCAGUGGAAAUAGCAACCAUAACACAUCUGUGGCUGUGUUUCUGUGCAGGGUGUUGCUCCCGAGACCACAAUUCUUAGUCAUUCCACAUCGUUACUAGGUUUGGGCAUCAGAUUUGAUCAAGUCUGCUUAUUGAUUCCAGUUAUUAAUUACCAAUUGCAAAAGAGCAAGCAUAAAAGACAUCAAAAACUGAAAUUAUAUUGAAUAAAAAUAUUGCUAAUUAAGAACAAAUCUGCCUACUAUUACAUUAGUGUUUCACCAUAUGUAGACAUUUUCAGGAGUCAUUAUUUCCCCCUGUCCACUUCUGACCAAUAUUUGGCUCAAUCAGACCCCGACUCCCAGACAUGAGAUUAUUUUGUCGGGCACUAUCGUUAAAUUACAGAUUAUUUGCCCCCAAUAAUGGAAAUCAUCUCUUCAGUUGUUUGCAAAAAUGCAGAGGUGUCAACCAAAGUGUCUAAACUUUGAUUAUACUCAAUUUGUUUUUGAUCAAAUUCAGAUUUUUUAUUCAAAG